CAGAGGUGCCAAGAUCCACAUUUGCCAGUCCCUGAAGACCUUAGAGCGGGUACGGCCCGGUCGGAUGCGUCGCGAGCUACUGCUGAUUAGGUUUCUGUGAUGCCGCGAUGCCGUGCUCGCGGGACCCCUUGGCAAGCUGGAAGAUGUCAAGAGGCUUUCUUGACAUGCAGCAGAGAUUUGCCCUGCCUUGCCCCCCCGCUGUUAUGCCAGCGCCGCCGGCCGGCGGGAGGGGCGAGAAGAGAAGCAGUGUGUGGGUGUGGGCGAUACCAGCCUGCCUGCCAGCCACAUCAGAAGCGGCCGCCUGCGACUUUUUGCUGAUGAUGCACCAUUCCAGUCUUCGCCUUGCGGCCCCGCCCUCUCCGCCAACCCAAACCCUGCAGCUUUUCGCGCCGGCUUUUAUUCCACCUCUGCCUUGACGGCACCCUUAGAAUGCCGCAUUGACGUUGUGCCCCAGGUAAACAGAGGAGGGAAAUAGAAACGAAGAGAGGAGAGACGUGGCUCUUGGUUCAGACGAUACAAUUGAGUAGCGGCCCUGACAUCUCCUGCAUUCGUCACUUGGUGGUUGUCAGAGAGGGACUUGGCAGGCGUGUGUGUCCAGA
Molecule: messenger RNA, 599 nt
Organism: Microstroma glucosiphilum
Lineage: Eukaryota; Fungi; Basidiomycota; Exobasidiomycetes; Microstromatales; Microstromataceae
Exons: 1
Coding region: 108-416 (102 amino acids)
Source: RefSeq, a predicted model, not a curated record